AUGUCCAAAUACACUCGAGAGGACUUUGAUUUUAUCAAAGAGCUAGGCAAAGGAGCCUACUCUGAAGUCUUUCUCACUAAAUUCAAGAAAACGAAUACCUUUUACGCCACCAAAGUCAUCAAGAAGGAUUUUGUGAUCAAGGAAAAGAAAAUCAAUACUGUGAAAAUGGAAAAGGAAGUGUUAAACAUGUUGGACCAUCCGAAUAUUAUUUCAUUAUUUUGUACUUUUCAAGAUAAGGAUCAUUUAUAUUUUGUACUCGAAUUGGCACCUGGUGGAGAAUUAGGUUCCAUCAUUGAAAAGUAUGGACCUCUGACGUUGGAAGCUGCUCGUUUCUAUAUGGCAGAACUUGUCAAUGGAUUGGAAUUUAUUCACAGUAAGGGCAUUCUUCACAGAGAUUUGAAGCCCGAAAAUUUAAUUCUCACAGAAACAUUACAUUUAAAAAUCACCGAUUUCGGUACUGCCAAAAUCCUCAAAACCACAAAACCACUCACUUCCGAUGGUGAAGAAUUCGAUGAGCCAGUUCUCUAUGUGAAAGGAACCUUUGUCGGCACUGCUCAUUACGUCUCUCCUGAAAUUCUCAAAGAUUUACCCCAAUCGGAAAGUUCAGAUUUGUGGGCUCUCGGUUGCAUUCUUUAUAAUUUUCUCACUGGUCGACAAUUAUUUGAUGGAGAAUCGCAAUAUUUAAUAUUUCAAAAAAUUACAGCAGUUCAAGAAGAAGGACUUGUGAUUGAAGAAGAUGAGGAACGUGAUGAGGACGACGAUGAGACAUCUUCUACUCCAUUGAUGGAUCCUGAUGCUAUUGAUUUCAUUCGACAAGUGUGUCAAUUCGAUGCAGAGAAGAGACUAGGAAGUCGACAACGAGGUGGAAUGAGUGAACUCAAAAAACAUCCCUUCUUUAAAGGAAUUGAUUUUUCACAAUUGGGACAAAUGACACCUCCCACGAUGAAUGCCAAAUAUCCAGGUCCUAAUUUGUCAUCGAUUUUGAAUGGUGGUUCGACCAGUACGAAUGGUCUUUAUAUCCACCACAGUAGUAAUAAUGGUCAACAUCAUAACAAUGGAUCGCCCUCUACUCCUUCUUCACCUGUGAGAAGUUUCAAACCCAAUGGUCACAUUCGUUCAUUAAGCUCCUCAUCGGAAACUUCUUCUUCAUCUUCGACAGCAUCUUCUUCUUCGGGACAAAUUGUCAUUGAUGGAAAUUUGAGACGUACCGUUUCUGGUGGAUCCGAAUUAACAGAAUCUCUCAAUGAUCGAUGGAGUAAAUUCUUAAUGAAGAAUGAAAAUGUCGUUUAUACAGCAUUGGUCAUUAAGAGACGAAGAUUUACUGCAAAAAAGAGACAAUUAAUACUUACGGAUAAACCAAGAAUUUUAUAUAUUGAUCCUGAGAAGAUGUUACUGAAAGGAAUUAUACCGUGGAGUAAUGAAUUGUAUGUGGUGAAGAAGAAUUCGAGAGAAUUUACCAUUCAGACACCUGGAAGAAAUUAUCAACUCGAAGAUUUAAGUAAUGGUGUGGAUGCUUGGUAUGACCAUAUUGAAGAAAUUAAGGAACAAAUGAAAAACAACAAGUAA
Messenger RNA from Naegleria lovaniensis, 1566 nucleotides. RefSeq lists its product as uncharacterized. The transcript is spliced from 4 exons. The record is from RefSeq and is a predicted model, not a curated record. NCBI's taxonomy places the organism in Eukaryota, Heterolobosea, Eutetramitea, Acrasida, Naegleriidae. Gene Ontology annotation, biological process: peptidyl-serine phosphorylation; intracellular signal transduction. Gene Ontology annotation, molecular function: ATP binding; protein serine/threonine kinase activity. The coding region runs from base 1 to 1566 and encodes 521 amino acids.